CAUCUAGCGUACGUCUACGUAACGAUGUAGUACCUCCUCUCGAUCAAGAGUGGUUAGAGAACGAGGUGAUAAGACGUUGCGGCGAUUAAAAGCGUGGUUCCGUGACUGCUUUCCACGCUGCUUGUCCACUUCUUUAAAAAAUGAAUGAGGAAGUUCACGAGGAGGAAGGGGUAGGGACUUUGUGCAACGGAGCUGUGCCUGUGGGAGAAUCAAAUAGUCCUGCACAACUCUCUGAAAAUGUAACAAGUUUAACUUCAGAUGGCAAGAACAGCAAGCUUAUUAUGUGCCAAUUCUGCACCUCCAAGAUUUUGGAGCCUCAGAUGGGGAAAUUCAUAGAAAAAGAAUGUGGUCUGCCUCGCAUAACAGCUUCAAAAGCAGCACCUUCACAAGAAUGUGAUAUAUUGAAGGAGUUCUUCCAAGUGGACAACAUUUAUCAUUUCUUGAAUCUUGGGUUUUCCAAUAAUGUGGGCCAUGUGAAGUACCUUGCCUGUGCAGACUGUGAGGCUGGUCCUAUUGGCUAUCAGGACUUACAGAGUGGAUUGUCAUAUGUUGCCAUUGAACGUGUGAGGCUUGUGUGAUAUUCUGUCCUGAUCCAAUAAUAUAUCAUUCAUCUGUACCACA
Darwinula stevensoni is the source of this 621-nucleotide messenger RNA. Lineage: Eukaryota; Metazoa; Arthropoda; Ostracoda; Podocopida; Darwinulidae. The record is from the annotation of a GenBank genome assembly.